CGCUCGCGCGUGUUUUCGCUUAUUGUUCCGUCCGUGCGAUGGUCUUCAAUUUGAUAAAGUUACGAAAAUUUCGCUUCUUUCUGUUUUCCCUUGUGUUUAGUUUUUGUGCAAUUUAACCUCAGGACUUGGAUUACUGUGCUACAUCGCAGGACGGAGCUCAAAUAAGCAGUAGCUACAGAAAGUGAGGGCAUCUACGCAGAAGGUACAUUAGCGCUGAUUUUGCGCCUAAGUCGCUACAUCGGAGUAGCGCCGCUUAGCGCGGGUCGAGCGGGGGCUGGUUGGCGCUUCAAAGUGUCACCGACACUCGCUGCUAUACAGGCCGUUGCCAUGACAACUAUCAGCAUCAUAUCAAUAACGAGUAUAGUUCUAGAAGUACACCAAGAUCCCGAUGAGCGUGUUCACGUUGGGAACAAUACGAUGCAGUUGAGUGUGUGGAAUCGCCGAAUCAGUUAUGACUCUGCUCAUAGGCAGUCUGGCUAUCUAUAGGGGUCAGGCACAAAUGAAGACCUUGAAACGCGUUCUGGAUCAACUGGAAAGGGUCUAUUUCGACCUCAAGGUAAGCGCUCCGUCCACUACGAAGGUGCAAGUCAAAAAUGUUGCGAUGGUCAUCGUGCUUCUCUGGAUGGCGUCAGUUGUGUUGAUGGAAUUCGUCUCGUAUUACAUGAAAGCAACGUCGAAAGGAGACACAAUGUGGACGCUGAACCUAUGUUUCGGAGUCCGUUACAUCACAGACCUUCAGGGUAUGAUGGCGGUGGUGAAAUGGACCUGCACGGUGUUGCCUGUGUAUGAGGGCGCCACUGCGCUCAAUCAACAUCUGAUCAGACUACGACAUGUAUCAGAAUUAUCAAUCCUACCUGGCGAUAUAAGCUUAAAGAAAUCAGAAGCAUUAGCGUCUUCAGUUCUGCGUCUCGCUCGCUCCUACGAGCGUAUGAGCGACAUCAUGAGACAGAUGGGCGACGCCAACGGCUUGUUCCUGAUGGCUGUACUCACGUCCACGUUCCUGAGACUUGUGAUCACUCCGUACUACAUGCUGUAUCUGAACGAGGUCCACGGAUUGACAUUGUCAAUAAACUGGAUGAUCAUCCACUUGGUGGUCCUGAUGCUAACUAUAGAGCCCUGCGAAUGGACGCAUGCGCAGAGGCAGCACACAGCGUUAUUACUGAGCCAGCUGAUCGUCCAGCAGUCUCCGAACGACGAGCAGCUGUCCAGGCAGCUGGAGCAGUUCGCGGACCAGCUGAUGAUGAGCAGCACCCAGUUCUCCAGCCUCGGGAUAUACACACUGGAUCGGAAGCUCACAGCUGCGAUUCUCGGUGGCGUCACAACGUACUUGGUGAUUAUAAUACAAUUUCAAACAACUUGAAAUUAGAGACAAGGAAAACUACCUACAAGCUUCUGUGCCCUAAUAAGAGUAUGAAAGAUAUAGAGAAAACGCAAACAAAUGGAAUAUUGGUAAUAUCUGACAGUGUCUCUUUCUAGCAAAUAUUCACAAAUCACACAAAGGAUUUUUGUAGUUAAAACUAUAAGCAUGA
Messenger RNA from Leguminivora glycinivorella, 1529 nucleotides. RefSeq names its product gustatory receptor for sugar taste 43a-like. Gene Ontology annotation, cellular component: neuronal cell body; membrane; axon. NCBI's taxonomy places the organism in Eukaryota, Metazoa, Arthropoda, Insecta, Lepidoptera, Tortricidae. The transcript is spliced from 9 exons. Gene Ontology annotation, biological process: sensory perception of taste. Bases 452 to 1360 code for a protein of 302 amino acids. The record is from RefSeq and is a predicted model, not a curated record.